AUGCUAAGGUCCGACUUCGACCGGCUUCUGGAAACCUUGCAAAGCGAUCUGGGCGAAAUGGGUCGCCUCGUUGAGGAAACCACCAAACAGGCGAUCCGCGCGCUGCAAAACCGCGACGCCGACCUGGCCCAGCAAGUUAUCGACCACGAUGACGUGAUCGACAACCUGCAGGACACUCUGGAAACCAAAUGCCUGGGCAUCCUGGCCACCCAGCAGCCGGCCGCCACCGACCUGCGCACGGUGAUGUCGGUGGUGCAUAUGGGUGUGGAACUGGAACGGAUGGGCGACUACGCUGAGGGAAUCGCCAAGAUCUGCCUGCGCAUCUACCAGGAACCGCUGCUCAAACCGCUGAUCGAUAUUCCACGGAUGGCUGAGUUGGCGCUCAAGAUGCUAAACGAGGGUCUUCAAGCCUUCGCCGAACGGGAUGAGGAUCUGGCGCGCAAGGUUUGCGCCGAUGACGAUGCAGUUGACGACCUCUACGACCAGAUUUACCGCGAGCUGCUGACCUAUAUGCUGGAAGACCCUCGCAACAUCCAGCGGGCCACCUACCUGCUGUGGGUGGCGCACGACCUAGAGCGGAUUGCGGACCGCGCGACCAAUAUCGCCGAGCGAGUUAUCUGGCUGAUUUCGGGCGGGUCGGUCAGCACUCGGGCGCUCAAAUCGGAACGCUCACUACGCUGA
This is a messenger RNA of Geodia barretti, 681 nucleotides long. Lineage: Eukaryota; Metazoa; Porifera; Demospongiae; Tetractinellida; Geodiidae. The record is from the annotation of a GenBank genome assembly.